AUGGCAGCAGUCCACGCGCAGACCGAGAUCGCGCAGCUCCUGAUCGAGAGGGGAGCCCACGUCAACGCGGGGGUGACCAACCCAUCGAUGGGCACGCGAGAGCGCGUCGUAAACUCAACCUUCUUGCCUAUGCAAGGAGAGAAUGCGUUCCACGCGGCCAUCUGCUUCGCAAAGAAGAUGGACUUGGUCGACCUGCUCCUACGGGCCGGUGCUGACCCAAGCGCUGGCAACAAGCUUGGCAUCACCCCCCUUAUGUGUCUUGCUCGUGAAGAGCCACCGGGCCCCUGGCUUGAGUGCGCCUUGGAGGUCUUGAUCAAGGCUGGUGUGAACCCCGACCAGGUAGACGCCGAAGGCUGGACGGCGUUUCUUCACGCCGUGGAGGUUGGAAAUCCAGAAAAGAUUCGCAGGAUUUUGGCACUAUCCCCGGCGGCGCUCGGCCGCAUCGCAUGGGACGGCAUGUCGGCGCUUUACGUGGCUUGCAACGAGGGCCACUUGAGCGUGGUAUCUUGUCUCCUUUCGUUGGGAGCGAAACACCCGAGAACAACAAUUCGGGACCACUGCCCGCUCGCCGUCGCCAUCAUCAAGGGGCACGAAGACAUCGUCAAAAUUCUUCUCGCGAACCUGAGCGCCGUUGGAGGCGUGGAGUUGGCCGCGGAGAUGGCUCUGACUUGCGCGAUAACCCAGAGCCGCGGGAAGAUCCUCCGAAUGAUGCUCAACAUCACGGGAGAGGAGAACGCCGCGAGGUGGGCGGAUAGCGACUGGGGCCUGGCGGGAAGUCUGCUACAUUACAGCUGCGGAUACAUCCUCCCCGCCUCGGUGAGCGCGCUCCUGGCCGCCGGAGCCAACGAAAACGCGACCGACCAAGCGGGGCAGCGACCGAUCGACGUCAUCGGUACCAUGGACCUGCAAAACCCUCCGCUCAGCCCGCUGCACCCGAGGACACCCACCCGGUUCAGGGACCCCGUCAAAGAAGCGGAGAUCCGACGAACGGUAGAGCGGGCCCCAGCUUUCCGUGCACGGUCUUGGGCUUGGCCUGCGUUCGAAUGGGCGGGUUGUAGCACCACCGCAGCUAUUUGUGGCAGCAGCACUUGCAAUGGGCUCACCAAGGCGUCCGGGCAAGGGAGGAAGACUAGGACACCGCUGGUUGUGCAAAUUCACCGACCCGAGAGAAACAAGUUGCUUUCAGGGAUCCUUACGAGGUACCAGCAGAAAAGAUGACGUGCUGGAGAACGCCUCGGCAACGCGCUAGAGUCCAUCCACGCGCGCGUAAUCGAGUUUAAAAGUUCGGCACGUGCCAUUCCCGUUUUCAAGAGAAGCCGAUGCCUGCAAAAGUUUUACCUUCACCAUUUCAUCGAGACGAGGGUAUUCUUGUUUUUGGUGCACGUGGUCGGGAUGUUUCUGUUAUGUUCCAGUACCUAUCCUGUUAGACGUGCGUGGUGC
Messenger RNA from Ectocarpus siliculosus, 1440 nucleotides. The record is from the annotation of a GenBank genome assembly. NCBI's taxonomy places the organism in Eukaryota, Phaeophyceae, Ectocarpales, Ectocarpaceae.